This is a messenger RNA of Oncorhynchus tshawytscha (Chinook salmon), 2873 nucleotides long. Its product is annotated as probable E3 ubiquitin-protein ligase DTX2. Gene Ontology annotation, biological process: protein ubiquitination; Notch signaling pathway. Gene Ontology annotation, molecular function: ubiquitin protein ligase activity; zinc ion binding. The transcript has 9 exons. The record is from RefSeq and is a predicted model, not a curated record. Gene Ontology annotation, cellular component: nucleoplasm. The coding region runs from base 632 to 2236 and encodes 534 amino acids. NCBI's taxonomy places the organism in Eukaryota, Metazoa, Chordata, Actinopteri, Salmoniformes, Salmonidae.
CCAAGUUAGGCUAAUUACAGUAAUGGGAGUACAAUACAGUACCCGUAAUCGGGGGCGUGGUCAUGUAAAGCUAUGCCUCGCCGUAUGUAUCUAUGAUUGGGUUUGAAUGGGGAAGGCUCUUCUAUUCAUUCUAUUUCUGUGGUUCAGACAGAUUGGUGGCUAGCCAGUUUGGGUUGGUAUGCAAUGUAUGAUUAGCAUAGAUACAUACAUUUCCGAAUCGAAGGAUUCAUUGCUUCGCCAAAAUGUUUUUUAUACGUUUGCUUGAACGUUUACCGCCUGACCUGGAAUCAGUCGUAUUGUAAAAAUGAGGCAUUUUAAGAAUCCAAGCUAGAUGGCUAGCUAGCUUUCCAUCUUGUAAACUCAAUAUGCUUUGCUAGCGUAACGUUAGCCAAUUUGCUAGCUAACCGUUAGCGGACUAAUCGUGUAAACGUUAGUUAUUUUGGUUUGCUAGCUAACGUUACAUUUUAUUGAUGGGAUAACGUUAGCUGGCAAGGUGUCCUGUAGUUUGUCCAUCUGACUUCCUAAACCUAUCUAACGUUAGUUUACCAGCCUCCGCUUUAUUCCCUUAACUAUCGUUUCGUUUACUGGAUUUGACGUAACAUUAGCUGGCACUGGCUAGUAGCUGCAAGAUAUGGCCACUGCCUCUAGCUCCUGUGUGGGGAGAAAUGUGUCUAGAAAUGGACCCUCUGUCUCGACCCCGACCUCGGGAGCACCUGGACAAUCACAGCCUAUGGUCGUUGUAUGGGAAUGGCAGGAUGAUCUUGGCGUCUGGCUACCGUACAGCGGCCAGGUGAGCGGCUACAUAGAACAAUGUUUCUCUUCUCCGCGGGGACACAAGAGUGGGGGUCCUGGCUCCACCAGUAUCUGGCUCGGACAAUCAGAUCCCAGUUUGUCGCCUUAUCUUAUAGACAUACCAAGCUUGAAGCAGUUCCGCCAAGAUACAGGAAAAACGCGGUCUGUACGCCGUCAAUUGUUUGCCCAGUCCUCAGGCUUGGGUAGCGGAGUAUAUUGGGAGUGGGUGAAUGACGAAGGAGGAUGGACUCCAUACGAGACUCGCAUUUCUAUCCUACUAGAACACAGCUACCAGGCACGGCAGGCCACGGCGGACAUUGUCUCACACGGCUAUAACUACAUAGUGGACCUCACGGCGCUGGACCAGGUCAACAAGGCCACGGGCUACCGGCGACAGGUACGACGGCAGGGUAACCUCCCCUACCCACUGGCAUCUGGUGCAUCUGUCAUACACUCGGGCCCGGCCUGCUCCUGCCAGCAGUGUCUGAGCCACAGCAGCACUGGCCCCAUGUCCAGCCGCUCGCGCCAUUCCUUCUCGUCGGGGCAGCUGAGCCGGCCUAGCCUCCAGGUCCCUAGCAGGGCGACUGGAGCUCACCCCACCUCAGUGUACUCACCCUACACCAGGAGGCCUCUUUCUGUGGGGGGAAUGGCGUGGGGAGGCCCCUGGCCACUGGCACCCUCCGCUAGUCAACUCCCUGGAGCUCAACUGGCCUUGUCCACCAGUGCCAAUGGCUUAAGUAUCCCCGCCAUCCCUGUGCAACUGAAUGGAUCAACCAGUGUGAGCUCAGCCCUGGCAGGCAUGGCCUCCAUUUUGAUGUCAGCAGUGGGACUCGGCGUGCGCUUCAUGAGUGCCCCCUCCUCCGCUCCUCCUCCCCCAGCAGCAGCAGCAGGCCCGCGGGCUCCAAAAGUCGCAGCUCGGUUAGGAGGGAAAAGAGGCAGCACAGGACAGUCCCGGCCCAGAAACCAGAGGAUGUCAUUCACCGCUACAUGGAGGAAGUGGCCUCUGCUCAAGACGAGGACUGCAUCAUCUGUAUGGACCGGCUGUCUUGUCCGUCGGAUUAUGACGUGGCGUCUGAGGGAGCCCAGUCCAUCCAGCCUGGCGCCGUGGGCAAGUUCAAGUGUGGACACACCCUCCACAUGCUCUGCAUGCUGGCCAUGUACAACAAUGGUACCAAGGAUGGCAGCCUCCAGUGCCCCUCAUGCAAGACCAUCUAUGGGGAGAAGACUGGGACCCAGCCCAAGGGGAAGAUGGAGAUCUAUAGUAUCUCCCAGUCCCUCCCUGGCCACCCUGACUGUGGAACUAUCCAGAUCAUAUACAACAUCACCCAUGGGAUACAGGGUCCAGAGCACCCUAAUCCCGGGCAGUCGUAUACCUCUAGAGGCUUCCCUCGCUUCUGCUUCCUCCCAGACAACAAAAAGGGCAGAAAGGUGCUGGAGCUGCUGAAGGUGGCAUGGACACGGCGCCUCAUUUUUACGGUGGGAACGUCCAGCACCACGGGCGAGCCCGAUACGGUGGUGUGGAACGAGAUCCACCACAAGACGGAGAUGAUGUCCAACGUGUCUGGUCAUGGCUACCCGGACCCCAACUACCUGGACAACGUGCUGUCCGAGCUGGCCUCCCAGGGGGUGAGCGAUGACUGCCUCCACAGACAGGAGGACCCCAGCCAGGGAGGAGCGUCAAACUCUAGACUGUGAAAACUGGUUAUGGCUAGGGAGCAUCUGACUGUGAAACUGACCGUGAAUCACUUUCCUCGUAAUGUCGCAACUUCAACAUAGAGAACAUAAGGGAUAAACCAAGUAUUCACAUUCCCACCUGGAUAUGUUUUUAUUAAGUAUUCAAAUGCAAAGCGUAUGUCUGAGUGCAGUGUGCCGAAUACUACACAUACUGAUAAUGUGGGAUUUGACUUGGACUUUAUUAGCUGCAGUAGUGCUCCAUUAGCUCUUGGUUUAGUCACCUAGGCUGUGUCUCAAACUGCACCCUGUAUACAUCCCUAUAUUUGUAGUGCUAUAUAUAUUUAUAUAUGUACACACACACAGUGGGGCAAAAAAGUAUUUAGUCAGCCACCAAUUGUGCAAGUUCU